AUGGAUGCUAAUUGCAAGUUAACUUCGGGAUUUGCCGUUGACGGAGCUAUUAUCCCAGGUGGUCCUGCUGCCAGAAGUAGGCGUAUUCAAGUUGGAGACAAGAUCACUGAAAUAAAUGGACAUUCACUAGCCAAAAUAUCUCACUCUGAUAUUGUGGAACAACUCUGCACUCAGCAUCGUCGCUUAGAACUCACAAUGGAAAGACAGGAACCGUCAAACACUUUUAGAAUUCCAGUUUUAGAAAACAACACUCGAACACCGGCUUUCCUACGGUCCAGUAGUAGAUCGAGUGAACGCAAAAAGCUUCAGCAAACAUCCCUACUUGAAACAGUUCCUGAAUCGAUUGAUUCAUCUUGGAAUUCCAGAUCUGAGGCAGAGAGCUACAACGUCGAACUAUUAUCAGAUAGUCGAGGGUUUGGAUUUUCUGUUCGAAUGAAUCCAGAGCUGCAGAAGGGAUCCAUGGUUAUCCUUCGAAUUGAAAAGGGAAGCCCAGCUUACAACGACCGCAAAAUGCAGGUGGGGUACCAGGUUUUGGUCACCGAAUCAGCAUAUCCAGACCUGAAUGAUACUGCUACAUGGCCUCGUCCACGUUCCUUCUCGCCUUCAGGUAAUUCUUGCCAAUGCAUCUUUUCUGCUGCUGCUGCUGCUGUUGUUGUCGUUACCUCCAAUGGUGGUCUAGAUUUUCAAGAGGUUGGAGACAAGGUUCUAGAAAUAAAUGGUGUUCCGACAGAAACCCUGACCUACACGCAAGCUGUCAAAAUAGUUAAAUUUGGAGGAGAUCAUCUUCACCUGAAGCUUCGGAGAGUCAAUACUCGGGCUUAUGACCUAUCAAUUUAA
Messenger RNA from Rodentolepis nana, 837 nucleotides. NCBI's taxonomy places the organism in Eukaryota, Metazoa, Platyhelminthes, Cestoda, Cyclophyllidea, Hymenolepididae. The record is from the annotation of a GenBank genome assembly.